UAUGUCCUUACUCCGGAUUUCCUUUCUGUAGACCUACUGUAUCAGAAUCUGUACUCCAUGGUUGUUGUCAGGCGUUGUUUGGUACUGUAGCCAAGGUAUCGGCGUUGGGUUGUGUUGUGCUGCGGUGGUAUUGUGAAUCGUUCUUGUGGUUUGCUGCUCGAGUUGUAGGUCUAGUGAGCGAUGAGGGUGGUAACUAGGCUUCGACCAUUUUUUGUGAGAGGUGUGUGACCUCUUCCAAGAUUCCGUUCUCGAAAUGGUGAUGCUCGUACGAUUCCGUCCUACGUUUCCUACGCUACCUCAGCGACUUUCUCACUGCGAUGUCUAAGCGACAAUGUUACAGCUUCCAAAUUACUUCUGUCUAACCCUGCUUACACAUUCAUCUCCAGUCGAGUCCUGGCCGUAGAAAACGAGCGGAGUCGCUAGUCCAGAUUCUCGCCUUUCAUCUCAAAACAAUAAACGCUUUAUUCUCUAGGAUGUUCUUGGUGUCGCCACCGACCUUUCGAGAUUUGAUCCUGAGCGAUUCUGGAGUGCUGCUAUCCCUACAGCUGCGUCCAUGGGAGGCUGUCUGGGAACCAGCAAGAAGCACCCGCCACAGCAAGCGACUUUAGAUCAGAAAAGCGAGGAUGAAGCCCCGGCCAGGCCUCGGCCCACUCGCCCUACUCGCAGUCGGGCGGAAGCAGCAGCUGCCGCGUGUCUCCCUCCCCGCUCACCCAAGCACUACUACCGGAAAACGGAUGACGUCACGGCGAGAACGAAUGACGUCACGGCGAGAACGGAUGACGUCACGACAGCAGCCGCUGGAGUCGAUCAUGGCAGGCAGAAUGGGUCGAAUGACGUCACGCCGAACGGAGAGCAGAGCGCUGUUGAGAAAAGGCCCUUGGAUCGGGAUGGUGCUGCGGGAGCUGUGCUUGCAUCGGGAACAACCCCAACAUCCCCAGCGCCACAGCACCGCCAGCAGCAGCAGCAGCAGCAGUCACCGUCGCCACAGCACCGCCAGCAGCAGCCGCAAACGUCGCCACGUCCCCAAGCACGCUCGCCUGAACCCACGAGAUGGCCGCCUGAGCCCCCGUUAGAGUCACAUUUUGGAAAAGUGACAGCCAGAGCGGCAGUGAGAGAGGGUGAAAGACGACUUUCAGAGGUGCCUGGAGAGGAAACUCGGGAGACGAACGUUGCUUCGCGAGGGACGAGCUCGAAUGUAGGGACGUUUCCCAAAGAGAGACGGGGGGAUGGGGGUGGAGGUAAGGGCUUGUCGGGAGGGAGGGGUCUGGAUGGGGAGGAGGGUAAUGAAAUGGGCUUUAGCAGCAGCCGUGUUGGUAGUAGUGAGGCUGGGAUAGGGCGGGUCGAUCUGGAGAAAGAAGGAGGACGCGUAGAGGAAGCAGUUGAAGCAGCAGCAGCAGCAGCGCGAGAAGCAGCAGCUGGAGCUGGCGCAGCAGCAGCAGCAGCAGCUGAAGCAACAGCCAGAGCAGAGGCGGGCGAAACGUCUCCGUCGAAGCAACGGGCCUCUGCAGCAGGAGAAGCAAGAGCAGGCGCAGGAGCAGCGGCAGCAUCAGCCACCGCAGCCGCAGCAGCAGCAGCAGCAUUAGCAGUAGGAAAAGUACCCGGGCCAGUAGCCGUGACGAAGCUCCCAGUGCCAGAGUUCUUUCCAGAUUCCACCGACCUCGCGGAUGCGUGGGUGAGCCGGCCGCCCAUCGACGAGGGGAAGCCCAUCCGGUGGCGCAAGGGCGAGCUGAUCGGUGCGGGCGCGUACGGGUGCGUGUACAUGGGGCUCAACCUGGAGUCCGGGGAGCUGCUGGCCGUGAAGCAGGUGCUCAUUCCGAGCAGCUCCACCACCAAGGAGAAGGCGCAGGAGUACAUCAAGGGACUGGAGGCAGAAGUGGCAGUGCUGAGGAAUCUGUCGCACCCCAACAUUGUGCGCUAUCUGGGCACGGCAAGGGAGGAGGAGGCGCUCAACAUCUUCCUCGAGUUCGUUCCUGGAGGGUCCAUUGCCUCGCUGCUCAACAAGUUUGGGUGCUUCACGGAGAAGGUGAUCCGGAUGUACACGCGGCAGCUCAUGACAGGCCUCAGCUACCUUCACUACAAUCACAUCAUGCACCGCGACAUCAAGGGCGCCAACAUCCUGGUGGACAACAAGGGGUGCAUCAAGCUGGCUGAUUUCGGCGCGUCGAGGAAGCUGGCGGAUCUGGCGACGAUGAGCGGGUACAAGUCCAUGAAGGGCACGCCCUACUGGAUGGCGCCGGAAGUGAUAAAGCAGACGGGCCAUGGCAGGCCGGCGGACAUCUGGAGCGUGGCGUGCACUGUCAUUGAGAUGGCAACAGGCAAGCCGCCCUGGAGCGAAUUCCUCUCGCAGGUGUCGGCCCUGUUCCACAUAGCGCAGUCCAAGGGCCCGCCCCUCAUUCCAGAACACCUCUCCCCAGAGGCCAAGGACUUUCUGCUGCUGUGUUUCCACCGUGACCCCAACAAGCGCCCAAGUGCAGCUGAGCUACUCAAGCACCCCUUUCUGACAGACAUGCCCUCCCCAGGGGCUGAUGGACUGACCACACCCCCUCGCUCCACCACCACCACUGCUACCACAGCAGCAGCAGAAGCAGCAGCGGUAACUGCAACAGCAGCAACUGGGGCAGCAGCAGCAGCAGCAGCAGUAGCAGCAGUGACGCCUACAAAAGCAGGAGCGCAGGCAUCUACAACUGCAGGCGCCCAACUCUCUCCCACUGCUCGUGGGAGGUCGCAGGGACCAGCUGCUGCUGCUGCUGCUGCUGCCACACUGACUGCCGCUGAAAUGUCCCUCAGUGACUUAGGAGAGGUACCUGCCUCAACCACUGACCCUCAAGCCUGCCCCUCCCUCGCAUCUACUCACAAUCGCCAGCACGCUCCUAGCAGCCCCCCGCCUGCUGGUGCUGACACCCCCACAUCACGCCUAGCUCACCCAACCACCCCCACCUCGCGCCUAACACCCUACAGCACCCAUGUCUCGCACCUAACUCACGAUAACGCUCCAGCCCAGCCUUUAGAAAGUGACUCGCCUGAUUCGUCUGCUGCCUUCUCCCAUAAGCUCACUCCUCUCACUCCCCUUACCCACCCGAUAGAGGCUGGGGAGCCAAACCCGUUGCUGUCCAGAUCAAAGGGACCAGGGCCGGGGCAGGAAAAGCAGGGGCAGAGGCAGGACGAACAGGGGAAGGGAGACGGUGGGCUGCGUAUGUCAAGGGCUCACCUGAUGUCAGUGACUAGCACGGGAUGGCAGCCAGGAACCUUCUCCGAGCUUUCUGAUCUCUCCUUUCGAAGCGACUUCAACCCCAUGGAGGAGCCCUCUCACAACGACCCGCUAGGCUCGUACGUGACAGCAGCAUGUGGGCACAGCGGGGGGGGCGUCUCAACUGCCUGCACUGAAGACGAGGUUACAGGACCUCUUAGGGAGAACGUGAGGGCGGAUAGCGGGUCCCACGACGAUCUGAACAGUGAUUCUGUGGGCGGCACAAGCAGUGGGGUGGUGGGAGUGGGGGGAGAGGGGAGAGUGGUGAGGGAGGGGGGAGAGAUGGAGGGAGCGGGAAAGGGCAAGGGCGAUGGGGAAGUGGAGGGGCGGGGGAGGGAGGACGCAUGGGAGGGAGGCAUGUCUGGUGGAGGUAGGGAGGGGCAGGAGAGGGAUGGGGAUGACCGUGUGGCGGUUAUGGUCAGCCGGGGCAGCGGGGGCGGGCAGGAACGGAAGGAAGGGCAGCAACGGAGGGAAGGGCAGCAUAUGCUGCUGGUCGAGGGGUCAAAGGACGAGGAAGGCGUGAGGAUGACUCGGGCCCUGAAGUCAGCUGGGGGGCUGAGACCGCCUGAGGGGCUCAGGCCAUCUCUCCCCCAGCUGGACUUAUCCCUAGCAAUGUCGCAUGGGCAGGGGGUAGGACUGGGGGGUCUGCAUGGCGUGGAAGAGGAUGGGGAUGGGACUUGCGAGAGCAGUGAGGUGUCGCUGGCAGGGGUGCCUGUGUGGACAGGGAUGGAGGUGGGGGAUUCGGUGUGGGGGGAGGUAGGCACAGGGGCACUGCCCCAGCAGCACCAGCAGCAGCACCAGCAGCAGCAGCAGCAGCAGUUUGUGAGAGGUGGUGUGAGCAACAGUAACGCCAUUUCGGAGGAGAGGAUAAGAGAUUUCCUGCAGGAGAAGGCGGAGGGGCUGCAGCAGCUGCAGACGCCUCUGAUGGCCGAAACAGAGGCACCCAGACAGGCCUCCGACAUGCCACAUGGCGCUUCAGGGUUGGCCGGUUCUAGUGCAGAAGCGGAGCCCUCAUGUGGUCCGUUUGAGGAAAGAGAGGAGGCAAAUGGGGCUCAGGUAGAGAAGCAAGCAGCACGUGUAGGGGACGGUACACGCAGGGUGGCUUCUCCAUCCAACCAAAAGCAGACAGGGGUAGGGACAGGGGUAGGACAGACCAUCCCAGGUCAGGGGCAGGGGCAGGGGCAGGGACAAGCACCUGUAAGUAGCCGGCCGGCCGGGCUGACUCCCUCUCCACGCCGCCAUCGGGAGUCGUCUCCUGCCCGGCGAAAGAGAAUACUCAAAGAGAGCUUUGCUCUUCCCCGGGACCUGUCCCCUUCAGCCCGCCUGCAGCCACAAGCACCAGCAGCAGCAGCAGCAGCAGCGGCGCCAGCAGUGGCUCCAGCAGCUGCAGCACCAGCAGUGGCUUUCUCCUCCCCCUCCACUGCCACUCAGAGCCCCUCUGUCUCCCUCCCUUCCCCCUCCCUCCCCUCCCCCUCCCGCCGCUCCGCCUCCCCCUCAUCCUCCUCCUCCACUGCCCGCAGAUCCCACCACCUCCCUUCCCGGAUCACGCACUCCAUCAGCCAAUCAGCUAUCUCCAACCCUGGGCCAGUCACGUCACCAUCCUACCAGAGCUUUGAAGGCUCGCUAGCAGGGAAACCGGGAGAAGCAGCAGUACGGGGGGCUGGGAGUGGGGGCAGGGGAGGGGAAGGGGGGACUGGGCGGGCACCUACUCUUUCGCCUCGCCCGCCCGGGAUUGUCAGUAGCAAGUCGGGCAGCUGGGUGAACAGCAGUGAAGGCGACUUUUCCGGGCGGCAGCACGCGGGCAGCUUUGAGAGUUUCGGGCAGGAGGGGAGGAUUGUGAGACAGGGGAGUGGGGCGUUACACAGGGGGGGAGGGGCAAGCAUGGGGGGAAGCAGGGUAUCUGUUGGGGUAGGGGGAGGGAUAGGAGGAGGACUAGGAGGGGUAGGAGGAGGGGGGAGGGUGCUGAGUGGUGGGGGAGGGAUACCUGUGCAAAGGAGUGGAUCAGGGGGUAGCCUCUUUGCGAGUGGAGUGGGGGGCGGAAUGUACCCCUCUGGAGGCAAUGUCUUGGCGCUGCUGCAUGAUAGCACUGACAGCUUUGUUGGCGACUCGGGGGAUCUCAAGCGGCAGCAGUGGGAGGCGGAGCUGCAGCAGGAGCUGGCGCUGCAGAGAGAGGAGAAGCGCAAGCAGAUGUCGCGAUCCAGCAGCAACACCAGUGCGGCCGGCAGCACUGGCACAAGCAUCAGCGCCAGUGCAAGCAUUAGUGCCAGUGCGAGCGCCAGUGCGAGCGCCAGUGCUAGCGGGUCAAGAGAGUUCUUUGGACCUCCCGGCUCCCUCUCCUCCCCUCGCCGGAACUCACCUUUCUAGCCGCCAGAAGCAAUCUAUGGUAAGCCCCCGAAAUAGCCUCAAAAUCCCUGCAAAGUCCAAGUCUUGACGUCCUAUUCUAACCCACACCUUCCAUCCACCUGCCCACUCAACGAGGCUAAUGCCGCACUAACCGGUCCUCUUCUUCACCCUGCAGCAGCCGCAGCAGCAGUAGCCAUCUCAACUCCAUUCUUGAUCCAAACCCCAAACCACCUAACCCAGCCCAGCACACCUAAUUGGUUGGUGACACCUACCUAGCUCGCAUAUCCCUUGCUUGUGCUGAUCCCAGGUUCUUAUCUAGAGGCUGUUGGUUUGCAAUGCUACUUAUGUGUACUAGGAUGGUUGGUUGCACAAAAUGAAAAAAAAAAUAAAAA
Closterium sp. NIES-67 is the source of this 5982-nucleotide messenger RNA. The record is from the annotation of a GenBank genome assembly. NCBI's taxonomy places the organism in Eukaryota, Viridiplantae, Streptophyta, Zygnematophyceae, Desmidiales, Closteriaceae.